This is a messenger RNA of Closterium sp. NIES-67, 3538 nucleotides long. NCBI's taxonomy places the organism in Eukaryota, Viridiplantae, Streptophyta, Zygnematophyceae, Desmidiales, Closteriaceae. The record is from the annotation of a GenBank genome assembly.
CGAAAGCGAACUCACCCAAAAGUUCGCCAACUCAGCGAACUGUAGAUUUCGAGGUUGGAUUUGUCCAACCAAAAUUGUGCGCCUCGAACUGAACAAGUCCGCAACCCCAAAAUUGUACAGCUGCCUGUGAGUCACAGCACGACUCUAGAGCAGAUUCCGAGAGCUAGCAAAGCGUGGAAAGCGCCAGCGCAACCUAGAUACUAACUACUGCAGCUACUACAAGUGCCAGCAAAGACUACAAUCGACAUCUACAAGCCCCAUGAUCGCUUCCCUUGAAAACCCUUCUCCAUCUAAACCCCUUUACCUCUCUAUGACCAUUCGAGGCCGAGUCGUUAAAGCCUUGAUUGACAGUGGUGCCUCCUCUAAUUUCAUCUCUUCCUCACUGGUCUCUGAAUUAUCCCUCCCUCUCCAAUCAGACAUAAAGCCUCAGACAGUCUUACUUGCCGACGGGUCAUCCCUCUCGUGUGGCCUUGUCCCUUACCCCGUUAACUGCACCAUCGGAUCUUACAAGGACAAGCUCUACUUUCAGCAAGCUCCCUUGAAAGGUCACGAUGUCAUUCUUGGAAGAAAAUGGCUUUCUGCCAAGAAUCCGUCCAUUGACUGGACCCAUGACCAUGUCAUCAUCAAGCAUAACGGCACAGACAUCACCCUACCUCAAUUCCCUUCUUCCCCUUCCUUACCUACUUGCAACCUUCUCUCUGCAAGACAGAUAAAGAAAUCCCUUAAAGACCCCACUGCGCAAUUCUUCCUCUGCUAUCUUCACCAAAUUUCUCAAUCCCUAUCUAUCCCUCCAUCUCCUCCUGUGUCUAAUGACCCCCCUGAAAUUCAGCAACUUCUUUCUGAAUUUAAGGAUGUCUUUCCCUCAGACCUCCCUCCAGGACUACCACCCAAACGAACAGUUGACCACAGAAUUUGCCUACAACCUGGAUCUGAGCCUACUGUACGUGCUACAUAUCGGAUGAGCACGGCGGAGCUGCAAGAAGUCCAGAAGCAACUUGAGGAGCUCCUGGACAAAGGCUUCAUCCGUGUAAGCUCAUCGCCCUAUGCAGCACCAAUCCUCUUUGUAAAAAAGAAGGAUGGCACCAUGCGCAUGUGCAUCGACUACCGUGCGCUCAACAAAAUCACCAUCAAGAACCGCUAUCCCCUUCCUCGCGUUGAGGAGCUUUUCGACCAGUUGGGUGAGGCCAAAAUCUUUUCUAAGCUUGAUCUUCGCAGCGGCUAUCACCAAGUACGUGUCGCUGAUGAAGAUAUUGAGAAAACUGCCUUUCGAACUCGGUAUGGGCACUUUGAAUUCCUUGUCCUUCCCUUUGGACUAACAAAUGCCCCUGCCACCUUCAUGUCUAUAAUGAAUGAUAUCUUCCGUGAUUUCUUGGACCGAUUUGUCAUUGUCUUCAUUGAUGACAUUUUGAUCUAUAGCAAAUCAUUGGAUGAGCAUGUUCAUCAUAUAAGACAGGUGCUGACUCGUCUGCGCCAGCACCGCCUUUUUGUCAAACAAAGCAAGUGUGAGUUUGCUCGAUCCUCGAUUCCUUUCUUGGGUCAUAUUAUCUCACACAAUCAGUUGUCCAUGGACCCUUCAAAGGUAAAAGCAGUCCAAGAUUGGAAACCUCCAACUUCCAUCAAGGAACUGCAAGCCUUUCUUGGCCUCGCCAACUAUUAUCGAAAGUUCAUUCAACACUUUGCUGCCAUCACUUCCCCCCUCUCUAAUCUACUGCGUAAGACAGAAGGAUUCCACUGGGGACCAGACGAAGACAAAGCCUUUGACGCCACCAAACAAGCAUUAACCUCUUCUCCUACUCUAGCCCUUCCCAACCCUUCCCUUCCCUAUACCAUAUGGACAGAUGCCUCCAGUGUUGCAACGGGUGCAAUCCUUUGUCAAGAUCAGGGACAUGGCCUUCAACCUCUUGCUUUCGACUCUCGAAAACUCAAACCUGCUGAGUGCAACUAUGCCACUCAUGACCGUGAGAUGUUGGCCAUUGUCCAUGCCAUAAAAAAAUGGCGUUGCUAUGUCCAUAUGCAACCCGUCACUGUCCUUACUGACCAUUGCACCCUUCAACACUUCAAGUCCCAACCUCACCUUACCCCCAGACAGGCUCGUUGGAUGGAAUACUUGGAACAGUAUGUGCCUGAGCUGAAGAUUGAGUACCGUGCUGGUUGCCUCAAUCCUGCUGACUCAUUGACUCGACCUCCACCCUCUCAGCUUUCAGCCAUUGGCACAGUGACGUGGGAUGAGAACUUCAUCAGCAAGUUCACCAAGGGAUAUCGGCGUGACUCAUUUUACCUCUCCUCUGCCCCUACCCAUAAGUCUGUCUACUAUGAAUCCCCUUUCUGGUACAAGACAGACUCUCAUGCCAUCUGUGUUCCAGCAAACCGAAAGCUGCGUCACCUCUUGCUUCGCGAGCAUCAUGACCAGAACGCACACUUUGGAGUCGACAAGACGCUUGCGGCCAUCUCUGCCAAUUUUUUCUGGCCCAGGCUCUCUCGUGACGUUCGCUCCUACGUGCGCUCCUGCCAUAUCUGUCAGUGUAACAAGGCUCGCAACGCAGCUCCUUAUGGUCUCUUACAUCCCCUGGACAUUCCUGAGCUCCCUUGGAGUCAUGUCACUCUUGACUUCAUCACUGAUCUCCCCCCUACUGCCUCUCAUCAUAAUGCCAUUCUCACUAUCGUUGACAAGCUCUCUAAAAUGGCGCAUUUCAUUCCCACAUCCACCACAGCUACUGCACAGCAUACUGCUGAGCUUUUCUUCAAAGAGGUGGUACGUCUUCAUGGCGUCCCCUCUGUUCUAAUCUCUGAUCGUGAUUCUCGUUUCCUUAGCCGAUUCUGGCAAACCCUCUUCAACAGGCUCGGGACCAAGAUUCGCCUCUCAACUGCUUAUCACCCCCAGUCAGAUGGGCAGACUGAAAGGAUGAAUCGAACGCUUGAAGAUGGUCUGCGAGCCUGCGUCAACGCGUGCCAGAACGACUGGGAUCUCCACCUGCCUGACAUCGAGUUCUCCUACAACAACACAGUGAACCUCGCCACUGGACAGACCCCAUUUUACCUUGCUACUGGACAGAACCCUCGCACUCCCUCUUCACUCGUACACAGCCCCACUCGAGAUACUGCAGCAACUGCUUUCCUCAGCAGCAAGAACACAGUCAUUGCAACAGCACGUGCAUCUCUUCUUCGAGCACAGCGGCGUAUGAUCCAGUAUGCUGACCAGCAUCGGCGUGACAUCCACUUCAACGAAGGUGACCAGGUUCUCCUCUCAACGGCCAAUCUCCCUCUACUGCAAGAAGGCCUUACUCGUAAACUAGCUCCUCGCUUCAUUGGACCAUUCACUAUCACCCAAGUCCUCUCUCCUCGCCUUAAGCUCCCAUCUCACAUCAACAUCCAUCCUGUCUUCCACGACAGCACCGAGGACGGUGCUCACUGGGGAGGGGAGUAAUGUUACAAGGCGAAAGCGAACUCACCCAAAAGUUCGCCAACUCAGCGAACUGUAGAUUUCGAGGUUGGAUUUGUCCAACCAAAAUUGUGCGCCUCGAACUGAACAAGUCCGCAA